UCCUAGUUGGGCUUUGCUGCUCGCAGGAGCCCAGCCCGCGGAGCCGACAGCCAACCUGUCUAACCUGUCUGACGUCACCAUCUCUCCACCCACCUGAGCCCCAGGUCUCCAGCCGCCCCGCUCUUCCUGUUCUCAGCUUCCGUCCUCUCCGCUUCAUUGCAGCACCUGCGGCUGCCAGAGCUGGGAGCCUCCGCUGGGCCCACAAUCUCUCUGGCUGCAGGAGUCUCCCCCAAUGAGAGAAGGGGCGGGCCCAGGUCUCCAAGAGAGCCAAAGGCUGAGAACACCUGAGAGCCACCACAAAGUCUUGUCACUUGUGACCCUGAAGACACCUGCACCCUCCAUGCUGGGCCAAGAUGGGGAACGGAACCGAGGACGAUUAUAACUUUGUCUUCAAAGUGGUGCUCAUUGGCGAGUCGGGCGUGGGGAAGACCAAUCUGCUGUCCCGAUUCACACGCAACGAGUUCAGCCACGACAGUCGCACCACCAUCGGGGUGGAGUUUUCCACCCGCACCGUGAUGCUGGGCACCUCUGCCGUCAAAGCUCAGAUCUGGGACACGGCUGGCCUGGAGCGGUACCGAGCCAUCACCUCAGCGUACUACCGGGGCGCGGUGGGGGCCCUCCUGGUGUUUGACCUAACCAAGCACCAGACCUACGCCGUGGUGGAGCGCUGGCUGAAGGAGCUGUACGACCACGCUGAGGCCACCAUCGUUGUCAUGCUCGUGGGGAAUAAGAGCGACCUCAGCCAGGCCCGUGAAGUGCCCACGGAGGAGGCCCGCAUGUUUGCCGAAAACAAUGGGCUACUCUUCCUGGAGACCUCAGCUCUGGACUCCACCAACGUUGAGCUGGCCUUUGAGACCGUGCUCAAGGAGAUCUUUGCAAAAGUGUCCAAGCAGAACCAGCAGAGCCCCCGGAGCAAUGCCAUCACCCUGGGCAGUGCCCAGACUGGGCAGGAGCCUGGCCCUGAGCAAAAGAAGGCCUGCUGCAUCAACCUCUGACCUGGGCCUCUGACCCCCUGCCCCUUGUGGGGCUCUCUGCUGCUUGCCACCCCAGCUCAACUCCGGGACACUUCCCUACCCUUGGAUUCUGGAAGUCAGGGCAUCCAGUACCCUGUCCACAGAACCCAGAACCCUCAGAUCCUCACACCCCUCCCUAAGGGGCCCUCAGGAUCUUACUCCCCAUGGACCAGAGCCCUGGA
Ochotona curzoniae (black-lipped pika) is the source of this 1195-nucleotide messenger RNA. It is a transcript of the gene RAB25, whose product is annotated as RAB25, member RAS oncogene family. NCBI's taxonomy places the organism in Eukaryota, Metazoa, Chordata, Mammalia, Lagomorpha, Ochotonidae. Gene Ontology annotation, cellular component: recycling endosome. The record is from RefSeq and is a predicted model, not a curated record. Gene Ontology annotation, biological process: exocytosis. Gene Ontology annotation, molecular function: GTPase activity; GTP binding. The coding region runs from base 354 to 995 and encodes 213 amino acids. The transcript is spliced from 5 exons.